This is a messenger RNA of Aspergillus pseudonomiae, 1012 nucleotides long. RefSeq names its product tyrosinase family protein. The record is from RefSeq and is a predicted model, not a curated record. The annotation marks the transcript as partial. The transcript is spliced from 2 exons. NCBI's taxonomy places the organism in Eukaryota, Fungi, Ascomycota, Eurotiomycetes, Eurotiales, Aspergillaceae. Gene Ontology annotation, molecular function: oxidoreductase activity.
GGCGUGAGCUGGCCCCAGAGGAGAGACAGCAGUUCACGGACGCUGUUCGGUGUCUGCAGAGCAUUCCAACCACUCUAUCAGCUGAUCUUCGCCAGAUUUAUCCCGGGAUACACACUCGGUAUGACGAAUUUCUGGCCACACACAUUAAUCUGACCAGUGUUAUCCACAUGAAGGCGGACUUCCUUGCCUGGCAUCGGUAUUUCAUCCACACGUUUGAGCAGGAUCUCAAAUCCAAAUGCGACUACGCGGGAUCCCUUCCGUACUGGGAUUGGGGAUUGGACGCCGAGAAUCCCCAGCUCUCCGUGCUGUUCAAUGGGGACGAGUAUAGCAUGGGAUCGAACGGGGUGUUUAUACCGAACCGAGAUCCGGCAUACUGGCCCUCCAUCAAAGAGUACAUCCCAGUUGGUACGGGCGGAGGGUGUGUGUACGAGGGGCCCUUCUCGAACUAUACCAUCAACAUGGGUCCGAUUGAUGGCGCGGGCCAAAAGCCAGUGAACUACCGCUUCGAGCAUCAUCCACACUGCCUCAAACGUGAUAUCAACCCAACUGUCACACGGUCCGCCGUGACCUUUCGUCAUAUCACAGAGUUGAUCCUGUCCUAUGAUACCAUUGACUGGUUCCAGGGCGUGAUGCAGAGAGAUCCUCGGUUUUCUGUUCCCUCGGUGCCGUACGGUGUUCAUCGUGGCGGGCACGUUGGCGUCGGUAUGGUCAUGGGAGAUGCAGCUGGUAGCCCUGGCGAUCCCAUGUUCUAUCUGCACCAUGCGCAGAUUGAUCGAGUGUGGACCAUCUGGCAGGGACUGGACCUAGACAAGAGAAGGCAUGCCAUCUGGGGCACGCACACCAUCGCCGACACGCCCCCGACGGCCAAUAUGACGUUGGACGAGAUGAUUCAUUUUGGAUUUGCCGCUGAGCCGGUGAAAUUCCGGGACCUGAUGGAUACGCUUGACGGGCCAUUUUGUUAUUAUUAUAGUUGAAUACGCCAGCACUACAGGACGGAGAAUGCACAAUAGAU